GUCGACAUUGCUUUAUUUAAUUCAAUGCCUUGAGCAUCAACAACACAGCAAGCCCCUAAACCCAUCCUCCCUCUCCUACACCUGCGCGCAACAUAGAGAGAGGCCAGAUCAGGACAAAAUGGAAAGCCCGCACGAACAUCAGCAGAAUCUCUUGCUGUCGCGUAUCAUAACCAACGUUGAGAAACUCAACGAGGCCAUUGUCGUCAUGAACAAGAGCCUCCAGGAGAUCAACAUCCAGAACAUGAACAUUGAGCUCGUGGCACAGAUGUUUAAGAACUACCAAUCUAACGUCCUCUUUCACCUGGAAGCCACGGACAACCUCAAGGAUCCCUCAUGAGCCGGCCCAAACCCUGUUUUGUGAAAGUCUUGGUAGGUGUUUUGGAGUUGGCAGAGAGAGAAUCCGGUAUGUAGAGCACAAAAUCGCAACCACACCAAGCUGGCCCGUCGUGGUAUUCACGAAGGUGCCUACCUAUUUGCUGGGGAGGAAGAGGUUAAUAGGUAAUCUUGAUCAUGUCCUAACAGAAACAACAUUUGAACGUGAUGAUAUAUAUAUACCUUGGAUAAAUGAGUACCUAUGCAUAAUAGGCACCCCUAUGUCGACCUACGUCCUAAGGAGGUAGGUAUCUCGUAGGAGUUCGUACAUGAGAAUCGAGAGGUGGAAUGUACAUAGUAGUAACCUGUAAUCUACCAGGUACCUGGGUAGGUACCUGGUGGGUAUAUAAGGUAACUUCGGAAGGCAGAUUCUUGAUCCUAUCA
Messenger RNA from Durotheca rogersii, 756 nucleotides. Its product is annotated as DASH complex subunit Dad4. The transcript is spliced from 5 exons. NCBI's taxonomy places the organism in Eukaryota, Fungi, Ascomycota, Sordariomycetes, Xylariales, Xylariaceae. Gene Ontology annotation, cellular component: DASH complex; mitotic spindle. Bases 119 to 337 code for a protein of 72 amino acids. Gene Ontology annotation, biological process: attachment of spindle microtubules to kinetochore. The record is from RefSeq and is a predicted model, not a curated record.